Molecule: messenger RNA, 2122 nt
Organism: Cannabis sativa
Lineage: Eukaryota; Viridiplantae; Streptophyta; Magnoliopsida; Rosales; Cannabaceae
Product: WUSCHEL-related homeobox 8
Exons: 2
Coding region: 671-1576 (301 amino acids)
Molecular function (GO): DNA-binding transcription factor activity; DNA binding
Source: RefSeq, a predicted model, not a curated record
GAUGUGAUAAUAAAUGUAGGAGGAAAUGUUAUUAUGUUUUUAGAAAGACAAAAAAGAACAAAAGACAAAAUCUGACAGAAAAACCGCAUUUUUAUAUAUUAAUACAUCCAAAACUGUCAGAAUUCAGAACCACCCAACCAGCACGGUGCUCAACACAAAAACUAAACUAAACUAUAUUCAUUGAGAAGAAGAAGCUGAACAAGGAAACAAAGAGUAAUAAAUUAUUUCUCUUUUAUUUUUUGACUCUUUUUAUGAUAAUUUGAAUUUAAAGAGUAAUAAAUAUAAAAUUAAAAAAAAAAAAAAAGGAAAAAGCUUUUAGCUUUUCAGAUCCAAAUUUCUAAAAGAGACAUAUUCUACCUAUGAAAAUUAUUAUGUAUGGUAUGUAAAUUAAUCAAAUUUAUGGGGAUCCGAUCCAAUCCCACAAUUUAUUUUUUAAAAAUUAAGAAAAUUAAGGUAAGAAUUAAGACAUAUAUAUAUAAUUAUAGGAAGAAUGGUGGGAUAUGCUAAUGUGCGCUGAUUAGAAUAAUACGCCAUACGCGGUCGCACAGUCUUUCUAUAUCUAAUUUCACACUUAAGACACUGAGAGAGAAGAGAAGAGAAGAGUCAGUCCCCAAAAUCAAAUAAAAAUACUUUCUUUUUCUCUUUCUUAGUAGAAAAACCAAAGGAAAAUAUGAUGGAAGAGAAAGAUGAUUUGAAUGUGAAUCAUGUGAAUAUGAGUAGUAGUAGUGUUGUUAAUGGCGGAGUAAUUGGAGGAGGAACACCUGCAAUUCCUUAUGUGAAAGUGAUGACCGAUGCCCAACUCCAAACCCUUCGGAAGCAGAUUGCAGCCUAUGCCACCAUUUGUGAGCAACUAGUUCAGAUGCACAAGAACCACACUUCUCAACUUGACCUUUCAGGAGUUAGGUUGGGGAAUGUUUACUGUGAUCAAUUAAUGACUUCUUCUGGGCACAAAAUCACUGCCAGACAAAGAUGGACUCCAACACCUGUGCAGCUACAAAAUCUUGAGCGUAUUUUUGAUCAAGGCAAUGGAACUCCUACCAAGCAAAAGAUUAAAGAGAUAACCUCUGAUCUCAGCCAGUAUGGCCAAAUUUCCGAAACCAAUGUCUACAAUUGGUUCCAGAAUAGGCGAGCUCGAUCCAAAAGGAAGCAACAGAAUGCAGCAGCUCCCAAUAAUAAUAACAACAACAAUAAUAAUAAUAAUAAUGCUGAAUCAGAAUUCGAAACUGAUAUCGAGUCACCCAAGGACAAGAAGACUAAGCCUGAGGAAUUUCACUCCCAACACAAUCACCUAAUUCCAAGGGCUAAUGAUGAUAUUAACUUUCACAACUCUGAGCUGGGUUCUGACCUGCAUUUCUUUGAUCCACAGUCCAGUAAAGGAGAUACCAUUUUCACAUCGAGUACUGAUUUACGGCCUCCUAGAGACUUGAGUCCAUUGCCAUUUUAUGAUGGUCUCCUCUCCAAUUCAAGUGCGUAUAUUCAUUCUAUAAAGCUCUUUCCUUUGUUCUGGUUUUACACAAAUUUACACCAUUUCAUUAAUUGUGUCUUCACAUCACAAACACUGGACAUGUAUGCAUAAUACCAUAUGGUGCCAUGAAUGAAACUAAUGCAAAAGCAUUAAGUAGUGUUUGGUUUGGUGUUUUCUUUUGUAGGAAAUGAGCACUUAAAUGGAAAGAUGGAAAUGCCUGGAAGUUAUAGUCUUUAUGAGCAUGCAGAGGACUUCAACAUGACAGGGUGAUGAGGGUGGUUAGUUCAGUACCUACCGAGACCGAUAACGGUGUCAGUGGCAGUGUCAGUGUGUGUGUGUGAUGACUUAGAUUGUGAAUAGAAGAGGCACCAGGCUGUUGGGUGUUAUUAUCAAUCAAUGCCAUUGGGUAUAUAUUUACUUAGUAUAAAGAGUAAAGACUAACUUAGAAGAGUUUAUGUUUAAUGUUUUUAAUUUUUCUUUUUGAGAGAGAAGAGUGAGUUAUCAUACUCAAAUUUAAGGUGGGUGACUUCUAGAAGUGUGCCAAUUUCACUUUUGAAAAUUUGCCAGACUUUUUUUUUUUGUGUGUGUGUGUAAUGUUUUGAGGUUUGAAUUGACUGAUAAUAUUUUGUGUUAAUAGAGUGGAAAUAUUAUCAAUUA